AUCUAUCAGUUCAGAGAUAUAUAACAUCACAAAGAGAGAGCAGGGCGUGAUAAUGUGCUCCGGCGCCGGUUCUGUACCCCGCCGCCUUACUCCUCCAUGGCCACAAGAGAUCUCCAUUACGCGUCGAAGAAACUCGCUCCUUCCACUUCUUCACUAGCUUCACGCCUCCUCCUCUCUCUCCUCUGCCUCGUCUCUCUCUUCCUUUGUUUCUCUCUCUUCCGCAACGACACCGAAUCGCCGUCGUUAACCUACUCUGCGGUGUCUGAGAAGAGUAACAGCAAGUGUAACUACUCGGAUGGACGGUGGAUCUACGAUCCUACGGUCACAUCUCCGCCACGGUACGACCACACCUGCAAGGAGAUAUUCAAGGGCUGGAAUUGCAUCGCGAGUAACAAAUCCAACGCCAUUGAUAUUCCCAGGUGGCGCUGGAAACCCUACGGAUGUGAUCUUCCGCCGUUUGAUCCGUUACGGUUCCUAGAGAACUUUCGAGAUACCAAUAUUGGAUUUGUUGGGGACUCCUUGAAUAGGAACAUGUUUGUUUCUCUUUUUUGUGCUUUGAAACAAGCAUCUACUGAGGUAAAAAAGUGGCGUCCUGUUGGAGCUGAUCGUGGCUUCACUUUUCUUAAGUACAACCUGACCAUUGCAUAUCAUCGGACAAAUCUUCUGGCUCGUUAUGGUAGGUGGUCAGCCAGUAGUAAUGGUGGUAAACUGGAGUCACUUGGUUAUAAGGAGGGGUAUAGGAUUGAUGUGGAUUUACCAGAAGGAACUUGGGCAGAAGCUCCUAGUUUCCAUGACAUACUCAUCUUCAAUACAGGGCACUGGUGGUGGGCUCCUUCGAAGUUUGAUCCUGUGAAAUCACCUAUGCUUUUCUUUGAGAAGGGGUUACCUUUGACGCCUCCAAUUGCACCUGAUGCUGGUCUUGAUAUGGUGUUAGGACACAUGGUGUCAUAUGUGGAGAAGAAUGCAAGGCCAAGUACAAUUCUGUUCUUCCGAACACAAUCCCCGAGGCAUUUUGAAGAUGGUGACUGGGAUCAAGGUGGUUCUUGCCCCCGUUUACAGCCACUGGUGCCACAGGAAGUAGAACAACUUUUCUCUUUGAAGAACAAUGGGACGAAUGUGGAAACGCGACUUGUAAACCAGCACCUGCACAAGGCCCUAAAAGGUUCUAGUUUCCAUAUUUUGGACAUAACACACAUGAGCGAGCUUAGAGCUGAUGCCCAUCCAUCCGCAGCUGGUGGAAAAAGACACAAUGAUUGCAUGCACUGCGAUCUGACGUGUUUGAAGCGGAGGUCUCCUUGCAGCAUCUGGGAUCUAUGGCGCUUAGUAGCUGAUCAUGUGGAGCCAGGAAAUUUAAAAUCAGACAGGUUUAGGAUAUCUACAUUCAUACUGUUCUGCCAUGUUGAACGCUGAUCUUGAAACCCUUGCAUUAGGUCCUCAUUCAGAUUCAAACAUUUCCAAACCAAAUUCUCCCAACACAAAACACCUCUAUUGCAUCAUCAUCGCAUCCAUCUAUACUUGUCUCGCCAAACGUUGGAUGAUAUCCCUUUUCAAGAUUCUUCCUAUUGGAUUCGCCUGUAUUCUACUUAGGUCGAUUGCAUCAUUUUUUAAUAGUGUUAAAGCUUUUGUUUGCUUGAUUGUUGGAGUGAAUUUUAGUUGAUUUUCAUAACGUGCGAUACUUUGAUAUACUUGUAAAUAAACUGAGUUGGAUCUAUGCAUUUGAGACUGGCAUGAAAUAGAAUUGUUUAUCAGCAGUUGAGCAUAUUAUCCGAGGGGUGUAUGUGGACACUAAUGUUAUUAACAUCAUUAAUCAUCGUGGGGUUUGUGCAAUAUGUUUGAAUAGGAUAAUGCUUCAAGAAAUUAGAUAAUGGAUAAUGAAGUUACUGUUGGUUUGGCCCUACCCCCAUUAUCUUAUUCAAACAUAUUGCACAACCCCCCACGAUGGUUAUUGAUGUUAAUACUAUUCGUGUCAUAUGCCUCUCGGUUAAUAUGUUCUAUUGCCGCUGUACAGUUCUCAUUCAUGUUAGCCUGGAAUGCUUAGGUUCUAACUCUGUCUAUUUACAAACACACCCAAGUACCGUCCCUUAUGAAAAUCAAUCAAAAAUAUCA
This is a messenger RNA of Sesamum indicum (sesame), 2106 nucleotides long. The record is from RefSeq and is a predicted model, not a curated record. NCBI's taxonomy places the organism in Eukaryota, Viridiplantae, Streptophyta, Magnoliopsida, Lamiales, Pedaliaceae.